Molecule: messenger RNA, 3867 nt
Organism: Lobosporangium transversale
Lineage: Eukaryota; Fungi; Mortierellomycota; Mortierellomycetes; Mortierellales; Mortierellaceae
Exons: 8
Coding region: 1-3867 (1288 amino acids)
Biological process (GO): phospholipid translocation
Cellular component (GO): plasma membrane
Molecular function (GO): ATPase-coupled intramembrane lipid carrier activity; ATP binding; magnesium ion binding
Source: RefSeq, a predicted model, not a curated record
AUGCAACCACAGAACAAUCAAUCCAACCUCAACAACGGUCCCGGGGUCCGAACUUCUUUCUUUGAUUAUCGAUUCACAAACUUUUUCGGUGGAUCAAGUAUUGCAGGAAGCAUCCGAUCGUUUGAUCCGACUAGAAAUAAAAAUACAUUUGGUGAUCGUUUAGAUCUAUAUGAAGUCGAGUUUAAUCAGCCGAAGAAUCCAGCAGAAGAAGAGAAGCGACGAUUGGAUCACACGACAUUGGGUCGAAUCCGUAAGGUUCUCCGUGCAGGGUUCCCAGGACGUGAUCUGGACCCAAGGACGAGAAAGCCUCGGUACAAGUAUCCGACCAAUAAUAUCAAGACCACGAAGUAUACGCUACUCACGUUCCUGCCCGUCAACUUAUUGUUCCAGUUCAAACGAUUCUACAACAUCUAUUUCUUAUGUGCUGCAAUCUUUGUCUGUGCAGAGCCUUCACUCUCUCCCGUGACCGAGAUCUUGCCGUUGGCUAUGGUACUUACCAUUACGGCCAUCAAGGAUGCGCUUGAAGACUAUCGUCGCUACCAACAAGACAAAAGAUCGAACAGUCUUGAAUGUACAUUAGUCAAGGAAGGACAACUCAUUCCAAUCAAGAGCAAAGAUAUUUGUCCUGGCGAUGUGCUAAAGAUCUGUAAGAAUGACAAGAUUCCCGCAGAUGUAGUUCUCUUAUCCACAUCAAUGGAUGAAGGAGCUUGUUUUGUAGAAACGUCUGAAUUGGAUGGUGAAACCAACUUGAAACGGAAAGCAGCUCUGGCAUUGACUUCAGGUCUGACUACAAAGGAACAAAUCUCCUACUUAACGGGCACUAUCACAACAGAAAUGCCAAACGAACGCUUGUCUAGAUUGGAUGGUCGAAUCCAGGGCGGCACUGGUGCUGGUGUUGGCUCUGGUGCUGGUGCUGGGCGCUUCAAAUUGGACGAAAUUGCACCAGUGACCAUGUCAAAUGUGGUGCUUCGAGGAUCUUGGCUCAAGAAUACAGAAUGGGUUUAUGGUGUAGUCUUGUAUGCAGGCGUGGACACGAAAAUGAUGCGAAACCUCAAGAACACAGGGCUCAAAUUCUCGACUAUGGAGACAAAAUUGAACCGCAUGAUUGUAGCGAUCUUUGUGUUCAAUGCGUUCCUUCUCGUUAGUUCCAUGUGUUUUGCAUAUGUGGGCGAGCGAGCUCGUUUUUUGAAUCCUCCAGCAGCCUGGUAUACAACUCAGGAAGGAUCCGAAUUUGUGGAACAGCCGACGAGCGCAAGAUUGUUUGUGGGCCAGUUGAUGAACUUUUAUGUGAUCUAUACAUUUGUGAUCCCCAUCUCGGUCUUUAUCUCUGUAGAAUUGUGCCGUGUGGUGCAAGCACUUUGGAUGAUUUGGGAUGAGGAGAUGAGGAGCUACACAGAAGCAAGGCUGAAGAAAAAGAAGAACAAGAAGAAGAAGAACUGGACUCGGAUGCAUGUCCGGAACUCUAAUCUGAAUGAAGACCUUGGAGCAGUCGAGUACAUCUUUUCGGACAAGACUGGCACAUUGACUCGAAACGUAAUGAAGCUAUCAAAGUGGCAUAUUGGCGGGCGAACAUUCCAUGAGCUUCAGCAACCCGGCUCAUUAGGACAACGAAUGCGAGAUCCCUCCAUCACUGAUGAAGAAUAUGACUUGCUGAUGGCGUUUUGCCGAAACAUUGUGGUCUGCCAUUCAGUUAUACCCUGUGAGGAUUCCAAGACUGGAGAGCUCCUGUAUGAGGCUCAAUCACCUGAUGAGUCUGCAUUGUUGGAGGCAUUGAGGGAUAAUGGUGUGGUCUUGAAAGCCAAGACCAAAGAUUCGGUCACAGUCGAGAUCUUUGGUAUCGUGACUGAGACCUAUCGUGUUUUAAAGGUGUUGGAGUUCACCUCAGAUCGCAAGUGUAUGUCAGUCAUCAUUGAUACACCUCAAGGGAUCCAGUUGUUCUGUAAAGGUGCUGACAAUGUGAUCUUGGCCCGAGCAGAUAAUCAAGAGAACGACCCGUUGUUGAUGCGACAGUUGGACUCGACAGUUCGAAGAUUCUCGAUUGCUGGAUUACGAACUCUCAUGUUGGCAUGGCGGCCUCUCAGUCCGGAAGAAUACCGUAAUUUUGAUGAGAAAUAUUCCAAAGCUGAAUGCCACAUUGGCGGCACUGGCGAGGGUGAGGAUGCGACCGAAGAUCGUGAAGAGCUGAUCCGAGUAGCUUGUGAGACUAUUGAGAGCCGACUUCGAUUACUGGGUUGUACUGCGAUUGAGGAUCGUCUACAGGAUCAAGUGCCCGAGACGAUCGAGUAUCUGAUGGAAGCUGAUAUUAAGAUUUGGUUAUUAACGGGCGAUAAACAAGAGACUGCGAUCAACAUUGGUAUUUCCUCUCGUUUGAUCUCGCCUGCCAUGAAGAUUUUGGUAUUAAAUGUCAAGACGGAGCGGGACUGUCGGUUGGUACUGGAGUAUUUUGUAGAGAAGAUCAAGGAACGCGACCAGAAGGAUCGAUACGCGCUUGUAGUUAAUGGAGAGAGUCUUGCGUUUGUCCUUGGAAAUGAGAUCUUUGAAGAUAUGUUCCUUCGUAUUGGAACCAACUGUCACUCGGUCAUUUGCUGUCGUGUCACGCCUCUCCAAAAGGCACUGGUAGUCAAGCUCGUCCGCAAGGAACUACACAAGGUGACACUAGCAAUCGGUGAUGGCGCCAAUGACAUCUCAAUGAUUCAAGCUGCUCAUGUAGGCGUAGGUAUCGAGGGUAUGGAAGGUGCACAGGCUGCAAGAUCAUCGGAUUUCAGUUUCAAACAAUUCAAAAAUCUAAGACGUCUCUUGACAAUUCAUGGGCGAUACUCUUAUUUGCGGAUGAGCAAGAUUAUCUUUUUCUCAUUUUACAAAUCAAUUUGCCUGAUCACGGUUCAAUUCUGGUUUGGAUUUAUGAACGGAUGGUCCGGUGGACCGUUGUAUGAUGAACAUUUCUUGACGCUUUGGAACAUGGUAUUCACAGCUCUUUUGCCCAUUGCCACAGCCUGUUUCGAAAAGGAUGUGGAGGAAGAGAGCAUUGGACAGUACCCAAAGCUUUUCAAGGCUGUUAAAGAUGGACUCUACUGGAAUACACUCACCAUGGCUGGAUGGGGUCUUGCCUCACUCUGGCACUCUGGUGUUCUGUUUGGAGGAAUUUACGGCUCGAUCAUGCAUGGGAUUGUCAGCGGAGACUCUGUGGCGUUGGAUGUUUCCAUGGUUAGCUUCAUUGCCGGUUCAUUGGUCCUGAUCACAGUGACACUCAAGAUGUUGUUAAUGAUCUCACAUUACACAAUGCCAAUUAUCUUGGCUCUCGGAAUUAGUAUGGGAGGAUAUUUACUCGUUUGGAUUGGACUUGAAAUUGUUGGCUUGAUGGAGACCGGAGUCUUUGGAAUGCUGCAUUCGCUGCCGUUUUAUUAUUUGGCUCUAUUGGUGAUACCCGUGGCAUGUCUCUUACCGGAUUAUGCCCUAGAAUAUUGUCGCCGACAAUUCUGGCCUUCGGAUGCUGAAAUCAUUCAAGAGGAACAACGCUUGACCAAGAUGAAGAAGGCACAGUUAGUGGCUGAUGCUGCCUCUGCUGGUACUACUGGUUUCAGUAUCUUUGGGAGGAAGAAAAAGAACAGUGACAAGGAUGGGAAGAAGGCAGCUCAGGAUUUAGAAGAUCAAGAGGCCAUUAUGGAGACGGAUCUGGAUCGCGAGCGAGAAAAGAUACGCCGUCUCCGUCAUCAGAGACAAGGAGAAGAAGAGACUGAGACGGAGACGGAGAAUGAUGAAGAUGAUGAAGAGGAGGAUAGAGAAGGAAGAAUGCAAGGUGUGGAUGUUCAAGUGUACAAUGCGGAUGAGAAAAGUUCGUUUGGCACGGGCGUUGGACACAAGUUUUGA